AUGAAUCCAAAAAAAUUACAUGACUCAAGCCAAAUACAUAAAUGGCCAGGAAGAAAAUGUAUGUCAUCAGAGUGUCAUGUUGAAAGAUUUAAAGAACUAUUAGAGCUGGUUCAAAAUGAUUUAGAUGAAACAUUCCCAAUACUUCAAAGUUUUGUUAAAGGUUGGAUUGACAAAUAUAUUACAAAUUUGGAUAAAUCAAAAUGUCAUAACGAUAUAAUGAAAUGGGGAGCUUAUUUCUUAGAUUUUCACAUAAUCACACUAAUCUUAAAUUCAGUAAAUUCAUUAGAACGUGUAGAACUUACGAAGAUUAAAGGCGUGAGAAUGUUGUCUGCUGAUUCACAAGACGCAAUCGUUUAUUCAUCUGAUAACUUUGGGAAAGUUUUGAUCGUAUCUGGAUUCUGCUUGUUUAUAAAUGAGGGAAUAUUAAUAGAUAGAAAUACCACAUUAAUGUUUAAAGACGUGUUUGUUGCGAGAUUCCAGACUCUUUUUUCUAUGGUUAACAUAGUAGAUGACAAAUUCAGAUCAAAUGAUUGGAAGAGAAUUCAAAAGAUGUAUAAUUCAGGAGAUAAGAUUUUAGCCAUUCACGGCAACAAAGCAUAUAAAGCUAUCAAAUUGGUAGAGCCAAUAUCAUCUCUAAAAUUAUCCGAAUUAGCUCAUGAAUAUCGAAAACAGAUCCCCGACUUCCCUAAUUAUAAAUUGCACAUCCUUCAAUCUAUAGAAGACACAGGUAAGGAACUAAGAGGUGUUGCGACUCUAGCUAACUCUAUUAAUAAUCUAGAGACUCCAGAUUUAGUUCUUACAGCUUACGGGUCAUUCAGACAUUGGGGACAUCCAAAUCUCAAAUAUCUAGAUGGACUUCGAGCUGUAAAUAGACAAGUCACCCUAGAAAAAAUGAUUGAUACUUCGUACGCUGAAGCAUUGGGAAGUGAUCUAGCUUAUAUAGUAUUGGAAAAUAAAUUUAACGAAACAAAGAAAUGGUACGUUGAUAUAUCAAAAAUGGACAAAGACUCAAUUAUGUAUAAACACGUAUUGGAGAACACAUGGCCAACUCCAAAACAGAUAAUGGACUUUGGAGAGGUGGUGCUAAAAAUAAAGGAUUUUUUUAUGAAAGAAAAGCAAUCUGGCGCUCCGAAUAUUCCAUUUGAAAGAGUAAAUGAGCGCGUCGCAGCUGCAACAGGUCUCUGGUCU
Molecule: messenger RNA, 1188 nt
Organism: Brenthis ino (lesser marbled fritillary)
Lineage: Eukaryota; Metazoa; Arthropoda; Insecta; Lepidoptera; Nymphalidae
Source: the annotation of a GenBank genome assembly